This is a messenger RNA of Cynara cardunculus var. scolymus (artichoke), 1129 nucleotides long. RefSeq names its product palmitoyl-acyl carrier protein thioesterase, chloroplastic-like. The record is from RefSeq and is a predicted model, not a curated record. The transcript is spliced from 6 exons. NCBI's taxonomy places the organism in Eukaryota, Viridiplantae, Streptophyta, Magnoliopsida, Asterales, Asteraceae. Bases 1 to 1104 code for a protein of 367 amino acids. Gene Ontology annotation, biological process: fatty acid biosynthetic process. Gene Ontology annotation, molecular function: fatty acyl-[ACP] hydrolase activity; acyl carrier activity.
AUGGCUGCACCUUCAUCACCAUGCUUCACGGUUUCUUCCCYACACCAURGUUAUGGUAGCAYSAGAUMUAGUAAUCUUGGAGGCACAAACCAUGCUGCUUCUUGGGGUUUGCGUGCAAAGGUGAAUCAUGGUUCUAGAGUCGGUGUUAUCGAUUGGAGCAUGCCAACGAUCACGACUACUUUUCGGAAGCCAUUGAUGAUUCUUGACUGCAAGAAAAAAGGUCUGGAGUUGGUUUCAGAUAUUGGUGUAGGAAGCUUGGUUAAGGAUGGCCAUGUAUUCCGUCAAAAUUUCUGUAUUAGAUCAUAUGAAGUUGGACCAGAUCGAAAAGCUUUGGUAGAGAACCUAAUGAAUUACUUCCAGGAAACGUUCCUUAAUCAUUUUAAGACAGCUGGACUCACUCAUCAUGAUAACUACGGUGUAACACCAGAGAUGUGCAAUAAGAACCUAUUUUGGGCAAUAGCAAAAACGCAAGUGGAAGUAGACCGUUAUCCACGUUGGGGUGAUGUUAUUCAAAUUGAUACUUGGAUAUCUGCAUUUGGCAAAAAUGGUAUGUCCACUAAUUGGAUGUUGUGUGAUUGCAAAACAGGCGAUAUAUUAAUGAGAGCUUCAAGUACUUUUGUGAUGAUUAAUAAAGAGACGAGAAGGCUAUCCAAAAUCCCACUCGAAGUUCGAGCUGAAUUAGAGAAAUAUUUUGUGGAUACAGCACCUAUCAUCGAAGAGAUUACUAGCAACUUCCCAAAACUUGAUAAGAACAACGUUUAUGUUCGCAAUGAAUUAACACCAAGAUGGAGCGAUUUGGAUGCCAACCAACAUGUUAAUAAUCUGAAAUAUGUUGGAUGGAUUCUCCAGGAUGUUCCGGAGCGAAUUUUGGAGAAUUAUGAGCUUGCUAGCAUGACUUUAAAGUAUUGUCGAGAGUGCACGAUGGGCAGUGUGGUGCACGCGUACACUUCUAUAUUGGGGAAUAACAAUGGCGGAAUAGCUUAUUACAGUCAUGUUGAUUGUCAGCAUCAGCUUCAACUCGACGUUGCUGGUGGUGAUGGCGAGAUCAUAUUGGAAGGAAGGACUAGGUGGCGGCCAAAAAAUACGACAACAGUAGAACUCUGAAACAGUGGUGACUAGUUCCCAAAUG